Messenger RNA from Prosopis cineraria, 1157 nucleotides. RefSeq names its product agamous-like MADS-box protein MADS3. Gene Ontology annotation, biological process: positive regulation of transcription by RNA polymerase II. Lineage: Eukaryota; Viridiplantae; Streptophyta; Magnoliopsida; Fabales; Fabaceae. The coding region runs from base 194 to 970 and encodes 258 amino acids. The transcript has 8 exons. Gene Ontology annotation, cellular component: nucleus. The record is from RefSeq and is a predicted model, not a curated record. Gene Ontology annotation, molecular function: RNA polymerase II cis-regulatory region sequence-specific DNA binding; DNA-binding transcription factor activity, RNA polymerase II-specific; protein dimerization activity.
UCUCCGCCUUCCCAAAAAGACAAACCCCAUUAUCACGCUCUUCUUUAUACUCUCUCUCUCUCUCUCUUAUAUCUUCCAUUGUUGUUCUAUUUUCUUCUUCACUCAUAUAGAUCAAUACAAUCUGAACCCAGAAGAAAAAUAUAGCUCAAAUUUCGAAGCAAGACUCUAGCCAUAUAAAAGAGAAAGAGAAAGCAUGGGUAGAGGGAGGGUUGAACUGAAGAGGAUAGAGAACAAAAUCAACAGGCAAGUGACUUUCUCAAAAAGAAGGAACGGUCUGAUGAAGAAAGCUUAUGAACUGUCAGUGCUUUGCGAUGCUGAGGUUGCUCUUAUCAUUUUCUCUGGUCGUGGCAAGCUCUAUGAAUUCGGAAGUGCUGGUAUUACCAAAACCUUGGAGAGAUACCAGAGAUGCACUUUUACUUCUCAAGACACCAAUGUUCUCGAGCUCGAAACUCAGAGCUGGAGUCAAGAGGUGUCAAAGCUAAAGGCAAAGUACGAGUCUCUACAGAGGACUCAAAGGCAUUUGCUUGGAGAAGAUCUUGGACCACUGAAUGUGAAAGAGCUUCAGAAUCUCGAGAAACAGCUUGAGGGAGCUCUAGCUCAAGCCAGGCAAAGGAAGACGGAAAUUAUGAUUGAACAAAUGGAAGAUCUUCGCAGAAAGGAACGCCAUCUGGGAGACAUGAAUAAGCAACUUAGACUCAAGCUGGAAGCAGAGGGAUAUAAUGUGAAGGGCAUAGAAAGCUUGUGGAGCUGCCAUUCUCAGUCAGGAGGAGCAGGAUCGGGUGUGGCCGCAUUUCCCAACUUCCCCCUGCAACCAUCCCAUCACACCAACCCCAACCCUCUGGACUGUUCUCCCCACCCUUUCCUGCAAAUCGGGUACCACCAUCAAUAUGUGGAAGCAGAGACGUCUAAUAAUGCUUCCAACAAGGCCAUGCUUGCUGAAACCAACUUCAUGCAGGGAUGGCUUCUUUGACCCCGGCCGUCUCCUCUCUCUUAAUCAUAUAUACAUCAUCACUUAAUUAAUCGCUGUUAUAUCUGUAUUUACAAGCACAUUUGGGCUUUCACUUUGAUAUAUAUGCUUGUCAACAUAUUAUACAUGUAUUCGGAAGCUUAUCUAUAUUGCAGACUUGAUUCUAAUAGCUAGCUUCUCUUCAAAGUAA